This is a messenger RNA of Merops nubicus (carmine bee-eater), 582 nucleotides long. Its product is annotated as coronin-2B-like. Gene Ontology annotation, biological process: actin filament organization. The record is from RefSeq and is a predicted model, not a curated record. Lineage: Eukaryota; Metazoa; Chordata; Aves; Coraciiformes; Meropidae. Gene Ontology annotation, molecular function: actin filament binding. The transcript has 5 exons. The annotation marks the transcript as partial.
UGUCCCCAGGGCGACGGCAACAUCCGCUACUACGAGGUGGGCUCGGAGAAGCCCUACCUGAGCUACCUGAUGGAGUUCCGCUCCCCCGCCCCGCAGAAGGGCCUGGGGGUGAUGCCGAAGCACGGGCUGGACGUGUCGGCCUGCGAGGUCUUCCGCUUCUACAAGCUCAUCACCCUCAAGGGGCUGAUUGAACCCAUCUCCAUGAUCGUCCCCAGGAGGUCAGAAACGUACCAAGAGGACAUCUACCCCAUGACCCCGGGCACGGAGCCGGCCCUCACCCCUGAGGAGUGGCUGAGUGGGGUGAACAGAGACCCCAUCCUGAUGUCACUGAAGGAAGGCUACAAGAAGACAUCCAAAAUUGUCUUCAAGGCACCAGUGAGGGAGAAGAAAAGCGUGGUGGUGAAUGGCAUAGACCUGCUGGAGAACGUCCCGCCCCGGACGGAGAAUGAGCUCCUUCGGAUGUUCUUCCGGCAGCAGGACGAGAUCCGGCGGCUGAAGGACGAGCUCUCCCAGAAGGACGUUCGGAUCCGACAGCUCCAGCUGGAGCUGAAGAACCUACGGAACAGCCCCAAGAACAAUUAA